ACUAGGUGACUCCGCCCCUCCCGAUUUCCUCCUGGCUGCAGGCGACAGAGCUGAGCCAAGCGUUUACAGGGCAGCUGUUGCGGUGAGGAGGGGCUGGGGUGCCCAGCGUUUUGGAUCUCCCACUCUGGCCCGGCCCUGGAAUACCACAUAGAGGCCUUGGGACCUGAUUCAUCCCGUCCAGACAGCCCUAGAGACCUGAGCGACUGAGGCCUGGGAUCUGGACGCCGGAAUUUCCUGCGCGGUUCUGGACGCCUUGCCCUGGGGUAAGGGGCCAUGCGGGACUCUGGUCGCAGAUUCCAAAUGAAAAUGUUUGAGAGCGCUGACUCUACAGCCACAAGAUCUGGCCAGGAUCUCUGGGCUGAAAUUUGUUCCUGUCUGCCAAAUCCUGACCAAGAAGAUGGUGCCAACAAUUCCUUCUCAGACUCCUUUGUGGAUUCUUACCCUGAAGGUGAAGGCCAGAGGGAGGUGGCUGACUUUGCCGUCCAGCCAGCUGUAAAGCCUUGGGCUCCCUUGCAGGAUUCAGAAGUGUAUUUAGCAUCUCUAGAGAAGAAGCUAAGAAGAAUCAAAGGUUUAAAUCAGGAAGUGACUUCCAAGGACAUGCUUCGAACUCUGGCCCAAGCCAAGAAGGAAUGCUGGGAUCGGUUCCUCCAGGAGAAGUUAGCUUCAGAGUUCUUUGUGGAUGGACUUGAUUCUGAUGAGAGCACCUUGGAACAUUUCAAGAGGUGGCUGCAGCCGGAUAAAGUAGCCGUCAGCACAGAGGAGGUCCAGUAUCUGAUUCCUCCAGAGUCACAGGUUGAGAAGCCAGUGGCCAAGGACGAGCCAGCAGCCGGGGACAAACCAGCAGCAGCAGAGCAGUAAAUUACACACACUCACACACGUGGAGCAGCAGAGCAGUAAAUUACACACACUCACACACGUGCAGCAGCUGUCUCGGGUCCAGAGGGAGCAGCGUGGAGCUCAGCGGCAGCAGCAGGGAGAAAUCCACUGAGGGAAAAAACCCAAAUUUCACUCCACAAAGAAAACAGCUGCAAGCCCCCAGGGACUUACUUGGGGCUGGCAUGUGUGACUGUCUUGGGUGAAGUGACUGACCCAGUGCACGCUGGAUCAAAAUGCUGCUUUCCUCUGUGUCUCAGCUUGACUGAGCUCUGUCACUGCAGAUUAGAAGUCUGCUAAGGAUCGAAUGUGAAAGUACUUGGAGAAACUGAGGCCCCUCAUGUGUAAUGUGUAAGUUAAGUGAGCCAUAUAUUUUCUUGCCUCUUCUGGACAUUCAUGCUUGUGUCCCAAGCAUUCCCUUGGUGAACUGUCACGGGUGAGUGGGGCCAGUAAGAGUGUCCUUGAAUCCAAGCCCCAUCUGGGGCUUCUCUAACAAAUCUGUAGUAAGUGUACGGACUCCAGAGAGAGAGGCUGGCCUUCUUUCUCUCAUUUGUUCCUUGCGGAGAAAAGAAGUGUGAAAAUGUGGGUGUUUAUGUCUGUGUAUAUAUAUUUUUUAUUUCAUGCAUGGCUUCUCCUCCAACUUCCUCCUGCACUUAAAAAGGGCCAGGUUCCAAAUUAGACUUGUAAAUAUGGUGUUAGUGUUUGACACUACUCCUGGAUAGUUCCAAACGUCUUCCUUGUGGCAGCUUUCCUGGCUGAGCCCGAGGUUCCCUCCCUGUUUAUCGUGUUCAUGAUCAGUAUAUGUUGUCCAUGUAAAACUUUUCUCAACGGAA
Messenger RNA from Mandrillus leucophaeus (drill), 1706 nucleotides. It is a transcript of the gene CCDC32, whose product is annotated as chromosome unknown open reading frame, human C15orf57. NCBI's taxonomy places the organism in Eukaryota, Metazoa, Chordata, Mammalia, Primates, Cercopithecidae. The coding region runs from base 274 to 858 and encodes 194 amino acids. Gene Ontology annotation, biological process: cilium organization. The transcript has 4 exons. The record is from RefSeq and is a predicted model, not a curated record.